Messenger RNA from Venustampulla echinocandica, 2208 nucleotides. RefSeq lists its product as uncharacterized. The record is from RefSeq and is a predicted model, not a curated record. The coding region runs from base 1 to 2208 and encodes 735 amino acids. The transcript is spliced from 5 exons. Lineage: Eukaryota; Fungi; Ascomycota; Leotiomycetes; Helotiales; Pleuroascaceae.
AUGGCAUUGGAGAGCCCUCUCGCGCCCUCGCCGGGAAAUAUCAUGUCGGCCUUUUCUCCAUAUACUGACUUCUCCCUGUCGCCCAACUCCCCGGCCCAGCAAUCUCCAAGAUUCCAAUCACUCUCCGCCCGUAGCUCUGCGGAAGCAAAUAGUCUCCAUCCUCACUCGGUAGAUUACGGACUCUCUCCAAACAACGCGCAUAUGGCAAGUCCAAGUGAUAUGGUGGGCCCGUCGCCCGUCACAUCGAAUGGCACUGAAACAACUGAAAUCGACGACGAGGCAGCCGAGGAUGUGCAGGAGCAUGAAUCCAGCCCGACAACAUCCACCACAUCUAGCAUAGCCGAUUCUGUAGAAUCACAAUCUGCUUUGAAGCGACUUAGUACAAACCUGCCGGAGCAUUUCCGAACCUCCCUCGACGACGAAUCUAUAUCAGUCAUACAUGCGCCGGAGGGCUUUGGGGAUUUUAAUACACCAAAGCCAACCCCGCCGGCUCAACCCCCUCAGGUGGAUAGAUCAACUCCGAUACCAUAUCAUCAUGAAGAGACGUCCCCGUCAACUAUCAAAACCGACCUAUCCGUUCCAAACGAUAAGGUUGUCCAAUCAAGCCCCAUCUCACCUCCUCCCAUAUCGACGGAUGUCGCGCCUGUCAGAUAUGCACUGGAAGAUGCAACUCCUCGAGCCCAAACCCGGCAAGAAGUUGAGGCCCUAGUCGGUAAAGGACAACGGUCAAGUAGCGCAAAUAGCCUUGCAGGUGUGUCAACCGGACUCGGCGAUUAUCCGCAUUACUCAUGGUUCCCAGGCAUUCCCGAGGAUCAACGCGAGGUUGAAGAAGAUGAAUUCGACGCGCGAACGGUACACAACACGGACGAAGAAAUUAACGCCCUGAAGACCGCCCUCCACGAAUGUUGGACGCUGUGCAACACCCUGGCCAGUCUUAGCUCGAUCCACCGGGAAAGAAUCUUUAGCUAUUCCGGAACUGGGGAUGCCCACGAGAAAGCUUGGAAAUGCUGUUGGAAACUCUGCCAGAAGCUUUACGACAGCCGUGAUGAGGAUCAUGAGUUCCACGUACGGCCAACACUGGAGCUAUGCCGGGAUUUUUGCCAAGCGUUGUUUGAUGUGAGACAACGAAAGGAUGAGAUCGCUGACUCCGUCCUGCGGGUCAGCUUCGAACUGAAUAACCACCUCUUUAACACUCAUGACCGGUCUCUUCCCGAAGCGUUUAGGGAACGGACCUUGGAUUUCUAUAUUACCUUGUGCCACAGGUUAAUGAAGCAGCGGAAUGAACUCGCUGAGGAAACGGAUGCCCUCCUCCGGGCUUGUUGGUCAUUAGCUGAGAUGCUUUUCAGCCUCCGCCAGAACAAACGAGAUGGGAAGGCAGCAGACGAGGAGCUACUUGGUUCCGCGGUCCAGGCAUGUUGGGAGUUGUGUGAUCUAUUUAGAGAAGGGUGGACCCAGGUCCGACCCGAGCGCGGGACUCCCCGCCCCUCACAAACCACAUUCGCACAAGCGUCUGAACAAAUGAGUCGCUCGUCACAUUCAAGGAGCGGUAGCUUGCCUAGUCUUCCUGAAAACCCUGAGCCUCCAGAACGUACCCACGUACGAUAUAUGCCCGAAACACCCACCACUGAAUUUGAAGACACUCCCAUCUCACCUGAGGAAAACUCCCCUAACAUUCCUAACAUAUUGGUUCUCGGCACCGAAGGGAGCCGCUCCAAAACGAGAUGGUCCAGUGCAACAUCUUCGCUAUCAACCUAUUCCCAGGGCAGCCAGAAAUCCUCCAGCACAAUCACCUCCACAAAAAACACUGAAGAUGUAAAUCUCACCCGUCUCAAGGUCCUCAUCUUAAAAGCCGCGAUGAACGUCGGCUUCUCCCGCACAACACCUACCUCAGCAGCACCUAAUAAAUCCGAUCCACCCGCCUUACAAGCCUUCGUCAAAUCCCUUCCGACGGGUUCUUUUGGCUCUCUACCGUCACAUGCUGCGCUCUUGACCGCAUAUCGAACUUUAGUCCUAAGUGACCCGACAUUCCGAAGUGCUAGUUCACUGCCAUCUAUUGGCAAGAAGGCUAAUGCGGCGGAUGUCGCCAAGAGUGUUGGCUGGAUGAUGAACAGUGGAAGAUAUACGUUUCUGAAAGAUUUAUUCAAGUUAGUUUUUGGAUUCCACGUCGAGGAGGCAGAGACGAGGAAGAAUGUCAGUAUCACGGUAUAA